CCCACCGCUGCGACGGUCCCUCGGACGCCGAGCGCACGCAAAGUGUAGGGGUCCCCGCCGUGAGGAUGCCAAGUAUGCUCACAAGACACUAAGCCCGAAGCGCCUUGCUGCACAGCUUACACCUUGUCGUGGCCUUGCCUCUGGGGAAAAAAAAGUUUGGGGUCUUUGUCCGAAGAUACCGCCUUGGGCAGCCUCGACUAUAUGUAACCCCGCGUUACCCCAGCUAGAACUUUUGGAGAGAAACCUUCAUCUUUACCAUCCUUUUCCUAAACGCUGCUUGAGCUAAGCUACAGGCUUUUUUUACUUGAAAGCUUUUUAAUUUUGCGGCAGCACACAUACACACAUACAUCAUGGCUUCCCCAUCGAUACAAACGGAUACCACUACCAUUGCUGGUUACGAAAUCUAUCCUCACAUUGAAGCUUUCCCACAGGAGAGUGCCCAGGCCCCCCGCCCGGUUCCUCACCCGCUGGACCAGCUCGAUAUUAUUGAGAUUUCCACCGCCUGCAAGAUCAUCAAGGAGGCGCAUGCAAAGAAGACAAAAUUCAACUGCAUUACGCUUCAUGAUCCCCCCAAGGCCGAGUACGCUGCGUUUAAGCGCGGCGCGGCUCCCCGACCCGUCCGCAAGGCCUUUGCGAUUGUCCUGGAAGAGGGCACCAACAACACCAGCGAGGUCAUUGUAAAUCUCAAGACGGGCGAGAUUGAGGACUGGAAAGAUGUCACUGAUGUCGCUGCCACUCUUACUCUUGAGGAUCUCGACGUUGUCGAGGUUGCCUCACGCAAGGACCCCCGCGUGAUUGCGGCCUGCGCAGAGAUCGGCAUUACCGACAUGUCCAAAGUGUACAUUGACGGUUGGGCCAUCGGUGUCGAUAAGCGUUGGGCUUUUGAGCGCAGACUGCAGCAGGGUCUUGUGUACUACCGCAACUCGGAGCUGGACAACCAGUAUGCCCACCCUCUGGAUAUUUCCAUUGUCGCUGACACCGACACGGGCGAGAUCCUCGCCGUCGACAUUGCCUACGUCAACGGCGAGCGCACCGCCGCCCCCCUCGUCUCGCACAAUUUCCUUCCUGACUUCAUUGCCAACGGCUACAAGACGGAUGUGCUCAAGCCCAUUGACAUUACGCAGCCCCAGGGCGUGUCGUUCCAGGUCCGCGGCAACGAGCUCGCAUGGGCCGGCUACAAGAUGCACAUUGGCUUCAACUACCGCGAGGGCAUUGUCAUUUCCGACGUGACCAUCAACGAUCCCUACGAGAACCGCGAGCGCACGCUCUUCAACCGCAUCUCCGUUGUCGAGAUGGUGGUCCCCUACGGUAACCCGGAUGCCCCUCACCACAAGAAGCACGCCUUUGACGUGGGCGAGUACGGCACUGGCCUCAUGACCAACUCGCUCAAGCUCGGAUGCGACUGCAAGGGCGCCAUCCACUACCUCGACGCCAUCAUGUCGACCAACUCGGGCCAGGCCGCCGUUCUCAAGAACGCCAUCUGCAUCCACGAGGAGGACAACGGCAUCCUCUACAAGCACACCGACUACCGCGACGGCACCGUCGUCGCCGCCCGCGACCGCAAGCUCAUCAUCUCGCAAAUCAUCACCGCUGCCAACUACGAGUACGCCUUCUACCACACCUUCUCCCUCGACGGCACAUAUAACCUCGAGAUCAAGCUCACCGGCCAGCUCAACACCUACUGCAUGGGCCCCGACGACGUCGCCGCCCCCUACGGCACCCAGGUCGCCGAGAGCAUCACCGCCCACAACCACCAGCACAUCUUUUGCCUGCGCGUCGACCCCGAAAUCGACGGCCCCAACAAUUCCGUCGUGCAAAACGACGCCGUCAUCUCAUCCUCGCCUACAGGCUCCGCCGCCAACCCCUUUGGUAAUGCCUUCUACUGCAAGAAGACGACGCUCCGCACGGCCAAGGAGGGCGCCACAUCGUACUGCCACGAGACAGGCCGCAACUGGGACAUUAUCAACCCCAACGUGAUCAACGGCGUCGCCAAGAAGCCCAUCGGCUACAAGAUCAUCAACAACUCGUGCCCGGCCCUGCUGGCCCAGCCUGACGCCGUUGUCGCCAAGCGCGCCCACUUUGCUACCAAGACGCUCUUUGUCACGCCGUACAGAGACCACGAGAAGUACCCGGCGGGCGACUACGUCUGCCAGUCGACGGGCCAGAUGGGCCACCCCUUCAACCAGACCAUGGCGGACUGGGUCGAGCGCGACGAGAACAUUGAGAACACGGAUAUCGUGCUCUACAACCAGUUUGGCCUGACGCAUUUCCCCCGCACCGAGGACUUCCCCGUCAUGCCGGCCGAGCCCGUGGGCAUCAUGAUCCGCGCCUCGAAUUUCUUCCAGAAGAACCCUGCGCUCUGGGUGCCUCCUAGCACCGUGGCCAAGGACGUGACGUCUCGCGCUGCGUUUGCCGCUGCUGCGAAGAAGAAUGCUUCGUCCGGUGCCGGCGCUUGCUGCGGGUCCAAGAGCCAGUCUCACCUGUAAACCACGACAUUAGGAAAGUUGUAUUUGUGCAUGACGGAGGAAAAUUCAUUCCAUACUUUUUACAGUGUACAUAAAUAGCGUUGCAUAAUUCAUUUCAUUCGUAAUA
Molecule: messenger RNA, 2592 nt
Organism: [Torrubiella] hemipterigena
Lineage: Eukaryota; Fungi; Ascomycota; Sordariomycetes; Hypocreales; Clavicipitaceae
Source: the annotation of a GenBank genome assembly